Messenger RNA from Cloeon dipterum, 5550 nucleotides. RefSeq names its product transcription factor SOX-5-like. Gene Ontology annotation, cellular component: nucleus. The coding region runs from base 1357 to 3378 and encodes 673 amino acids. The transcript has 10 exons. Lineage: Eukaryota; Metazoa; Arthropoda; Insecta; Ephemeroptera; Baetidae. Gene Ontology annotation, biological process: cell fate commitment; regulation of transcription by RNA polymerase II. Gene Ontology annotation, molecular function: DNA-binding transcription factor activity, RNA polymerase II-specific; RNA polymerase II cis-regulatory region sequence-specific DNA binding. The record is from RefSeq and is a predicted model, not a curated record.
GUUGGCCGAUUUCCAAGCUGCUGCGACUUCUCAUUUCGCGUCCGGCGCAGCUUCGGUUGUCCGAAUCGAAGCCCGGGAAUGUUGGUUUAAGAUGAUUGAUGCCCGCUUCAUUAUUCGAAAGGUGUGUGACACAAAAGGGGAAUGAAUUAUUAUAAUAUACGUACUGGUCAUCGCGGCGGGUCCAGCGUGCAGCAUCCACCAAUUUAUCUGUCUCCCCCAGUCCUCCCCGAAGGUGCUGGCUGUGUAAGCAAGCGUUGACGAACAAUGUAACAGCGGCAGCAGUUAUAUUCCAACAUAAUCAUUCAAUAAGGCCUCGCGAACUAUAAUGAAUACGCCAUAAUCCAGAGCACACGGGGCAAAAAAGAAGAGAACACAGAUCAAAUAAUCUCGGCGCACACAUAAUGAAAAAUUACACAUUCAGAGGCGCAUGACGACGAUGAUGAUGCAUUGCAAAAGAAGGAUAUUUGCUCGUCGCGUCUAUUCAUGCCGAUUUGAGAACAGCGUCAAACCUUUUUGCCCGUCUCGCACUGGCACUCUUCGCUCUCGCAGUUCUUCCUUUGACACGGUGGCAGUAAUAACAAAAAUAAUAAUGAUUUCUCCCAGCGCACCGCCUCUCGUUUUAUUUAUUUAUUGAAAUGAAUCCUUUCAGCUCCUAUUAACAAACAAAACGUGUGGAUUUAUAUUUUGUAUCUUCUCUCUUCUACGACGGGGGGCAUGCAGCUUUCGGUCAUAAUGACAACACUCUGCAAAAUGAUUACAAACGGUGGGGCCAUUGAUUAAAUGCAAGAAUAACAUGAAUGCGCUGGAUAAUAUUCGGCAGAGAUCCAGUUUUGUUUAUGUUGCCGGUGAAUGCCUGACGACGACUUCUAUGCGCAUUAUCAUUGCUCAAAGCUCCAGCCCGAAUAAAAAGUUUGUCUUUCUCCCCAAAAUAAUAAUGUCAGCGGCAUUAUCAUGCAUAUCAGACAACAUUGUAUUGAGGGUCAAAACCAUCAAAAAAUUAUUUCCGUAGCGAGCGCGUCACCUUUUAUCUUUCUGGUGUGACAAGAUCUCAACCCCUCAUGGGAGCAGCGAAGGGGUACUGGCCGCUGAUAAUUUAUUCCGCGCUGGACCAUCUCCAUGCAUCCUCCAGACAUCUCGCCUCUUUCAUUGUGCGCACGCAAUGAUCGCUCGGAGAGACUUGUAUUGUGGUGGACGGAACGCAUGGAGCCGGCCGGCCAACUGUUUUUUAGUCUUCGUCCGAGUACUCUCGCACAAACAGCUAAGGGCACUCGCCCGUGCACACGCUAAUUAUGCCGCCGCUCUCAAACGUAACUGCGCUCGCUCCGGAGGGGUCAACUGAAAUUUCGGAGUAGCACAAUGUCGUCGAAACGCAAAUCGCCCCCGACCAAGCUGCACGAGGGCGGCGCCCCUCAGGAUUACUCGGCCGCGUCCGCCGGAAACGGAGAAGUUGGCCACUCGCCUGCCCGCGAGAACGGCGAUGUGGCGGCGACCGGCGCCGACGACAGCGGCGACGAGGUCGCGUCCGCGCCGCCGGCCUCGUUCGGCGAGGACAAGUCGCCUCACAGCAGCGGGCCCGAGGAAGAGGACGAAGACGAGGAAGAAGAGCACGAGCUGCGCGCCAAAAAGCAGCGUCUGCAGUACGACACCGAGCUGAAGGGGCUGAACAAUAACUCGUCCAGCCUCAACCACAACAGUUUGCUGCCCAAGCGGACUAUGGAUGAUGUCCUGAAGCGACUCACCUCUAAAAUGAACCACAGCACCAUCAAAGAGGAGAACAAGAGGCCCACCCCCGCCACGACUCCCAAGUCGGCGAGCGAGUCUGACGUGGAUCCAGGCACAGCCCUGCAGCACGCCCUGACCGGCGGGGAGACCUUCGUCGAGAAAGAGCGUCGCCUCUCCGAGAUGAUCUUGCAGCUGCAGAUGGUCAGGGACCAGCUUCUCAUCCAGCAGGAACAUCAGAGCAAGGCAUACGCCAACCACUUGACGACAGAAACGCAGAAACAGAUGGAGUUGCAACGAAUGCAGCAUGAGCAGCUCAAAAGGCAACAGGACCACAUUCUCCAGCAGCAGCACAAAAUUCAGGAAUUGCAGAGCCAAAUCUCAACUCAUUACGGAGGUGCCAAGAACGCAGCAUCCAUGGCCGCGAUCCCCAACCAACUCAUGUUUCUGCCCUUUUUGGAGCAGCUCCGCGCCAUGCCACCCUCAGGCAACCCUGCUCUCUCGCCAGCCUCCAUGGCCAAAUCUUCAGCAGGAAACCAGAUGAUGGCUCCUGUGGUGCCUGGCUGGGCCACCCCUAUGCUGCCUCCAGCGGAAAAGGCCUCCCCUCCGCCACCCCAGCCGCCUCCAGCCCCGGCACCUGACGUCGACACACCUCUAAACCUGUCAAAGCCCAAAGGCAGCUCUCCUUCGCCGGUGGCUACAGCUGGAGAACAACCUGUUCCAGCAACUGCCCCCAAACUCCUGCCCCACGGUCUGGUCAUGCCGAGGCCCUUCCUGCCCUACGCUGCUGGACUGCCACCCCAUCUCAACCACCUCCCUCCCACAGAAGCUGAUCAGCAGAGGCGCCCUUGGAUGACCAACAAAAUGAGUCUCAGUCCUGUGCCCAAAGAGGAAAAGGGAUUUCCCCUACAUAUGUAUCUACCCAUGCCGCAGAAAGAAGAUAACAAAAAAGAAGUAGAAUCUGACUUCUUUGCUAAUCAAAUGUGGGGAUCAGAUGCCGGCUUCAAAGUUGACGAAUCUUCAGAAAAAGCAAAAAUUGUGCGCUCACAAAAGCGGGACGGCGAGGGCAAGCCGCAUAUCAAGAGGCCGAUGAAUGCGUUCAUGGUAUGGGCCAAGGACGAGAGGAGAAAAAUUCUCAAGGCCUGCCCUGACAUGCACAAUUCCAACAUUUCCAAAAUUCUUGGUGCUCGGUGGAAGUCAAUGUCAAACGCGGAGAAGCAACCCUACUACGAAGAGCAGUCGCGGCUCUCUAAACUGCACAUGGAGAAGCACCCUGACUACCGGUACAGGCCGCGUCCCAAGCGCACUUGCAUCGUCGACGGCAAAAAGAUGCGCAUUUCCGAGUACAAAUCGCUGAUGCGGCAAAGGCGGCAGGAGAUGAGGCAGCUGUGGUGCCGCGACGGCACUAUGGGUGAGAUGCCCUCCUUUCUGGCGCCGGGCGCGGACAUGCCGUCCUCCUCGACGGCCCUGAUGGGCCCUGCGAGCGCCGCCAGCGCGGCCAGCUCCGGCUCCGAGUCGGGCCAGUCGACCUCCGGCAUGCCCAGGGGCCAGACCUUCCCGUACUAUUCGGACAGCCUGUCGCCAAGUGACGUGCUCAGUUUCUCGCCGGAGAAUGUCGGCCCCUACGACUCCAGUCCAAGGCCCAAAGACGAGGACUGAUUGGCAAGAAACUUCUUCUGAAGGUUUUGAUACGCUGCAUCCCAAGAGAAGGAGUUUUUGCCGUGAACAGCGGAGAUCGUGGCGGACUUUGUGGAAUCAAAAAAGUUGGUUAUCGUUGAGACUCUCGCAGAUUUCAGAGAGCGCGUUCUUCUUUUGAAUAUUUGAGACGUCAACACGGUCAAGAUUUUUUUCAAAGGAAGUGCGAAGGCUGGUUUUAAGCUAUGUAAUGAUGUGACUUUGGCAUUUAAAAAUGCCAUUUUCAAAAUGUAUUUGGUUUAGUCUUGAGGAAAAGUUCCUUUCUCUGUAGAGGUUUAGAAGUCGAAUUUGAUUAAUCGAGCCAGCUGCUUCCUUUAGGAAUUGGAAUUUUUUAUGAAAAAAAUCAACAAAUAUGUACUUAUAUCAUUGUAGAUAAAAAUAUGGUUGUUAAUUAAGUUUAGGAUUUUUGUGAAUUAAGUUUUUUUGCACAAUUAUGGAAUUGAAAGAAUACUUAUUCAAAUUCUAUCUGGACCAUGGGCCUAUGUCAUAAGGCCCCCCUGGACCUUAUUUUUAUUUUUCGUGUCUGAAAACUUGUGGAUCUCAGUACAGAAUCUGCAUCAAGGUCAGUCGCUGGCGCAUCUCUUGAUUUGUAUGAAUCAAAGCUGUCCAUACAAACUCACUUCUUCCAAUCUCAAGUGACACCCAGGACAAUUUUUCAAGAGAUAAAUUUUUUGAUGCGCCAAAAAGAAAACAUCAUGUUGAAUAAGAAGUUAUCGUUGCCGUUUUCAGUGCAACACCUAAUUUAAUUACUGAUGUGAUAUAUUUUUAAUUUUCGGGGUUGGGCGGAGGUGACGCAUCAUAUGGUGGGGAUUAUUAAAAUAUUCAAACAACUAACUAACCGGUUCAAAGGACUCUAGAUUAUGAAUAACUUUGGCAUUUCUUUUGAGAAUCUCUCCCGCGAGGCAGAAGGAACAUUUUUGCAACCCUCAAAACCCAAAUUUCAACACAGAACACAAACAUAGAAAUAAACAAUAUCAAACCUAAUAACGUAUUUCUGAGGAUCACUGAAAGUGUAUGGUGGAUUGAUUUAUGCAAUAAACCAAUAUCCAAGAUGAGUGUCACUCUUUCACCUUAAAUGUGUAAAAUUACUAGCGAUAGGAGAUAUAUGAGAAAUAUUAUCAUGUUGCAUCAGAUUGCGUGAAUGGAACAAACACAAUGUAAAGUGCAUUUCAUUUUGAUAAAUUAAUUUAUUGCCGUAGCUUAGCGGAAAAUUGAAUAUUCCUCUGUGGUCCAAUGAAUAACUUUUUAUUGAUGAAUCUGUUGAAUUGAAAGGGCGAACAGUUUCCCCUACGGCGAGAUCAUUUUAAAGAUAUUGCGUUCACGUCGUGUUUUAUUUGUGCUCAAUGCUUGCAGUGCCAAAAAAGGUUAAAUUUUUGUUGCAUAAUAUAAGACUUAAUUAUUACCAGUAACAAUCCUGGCGCGACACCAGACGUGAAUUAUUGUUUGCCAUAAUUCAGUUAAAAUCACAUAUUUCACAUACAACUGUUGGAUAAAAUUGUCAUAGGCCAGUUCCUGCGUCCACACCUUUUCAAACUGACAAAAUUGCGGAUGUCAUUUUUCGACAGCACAAUACAAUGGUCACCAACGUGGAAAAUCUCUUAUUUGCUCAUCACAGUGCCAAAAAUAGAUUAAAUAUCCGCGGAAGGGAUGGAUAGGGCACUUUUAUGUAAAUUAAUCCAAAGAAUUUUAUCUUCAUUUUGUGUGUCUGUUUUGCAUGGUUGUUCUAAUGUUAUGACUUGGCAGCUUAACAUCAUAAUAAUCUUGAUAAGUUAUCCUCAUCACACUGAUUGUAACUUCAUGCAUUUCUUUUCGCUCGAAAGGCCCCAAUGUGUAAAGGAGCCACUCUAAGUAAAAGCUGCUUUCAGUGUGAACAAUUAAGCAAACCAAUCAACUGUUAUAAAAUAAAAAUUGAAACAGAAAACUUAAUUGUAGGUAAUAUAUACAGUGCUUAUAAUAAAUUUAAUAUUUAUUCUGUAAUUGUUAGGGACAAGAUAAUAUGUCCGAAAGUGUCAAAAAUAAUUAUGUGUUUCAAAAAGCCUAUAAAAUAUACAAAAACACGUCUAUGUACACCAGUGAAAAUAAUUCAUUGUUUUAUGUACAACUUGUAGAAACGUAAUAAAUAUGGCUUAAAACUUA